GAAAGAGCGAGAGCCCCGGGACGGCGCCUGCGCGGUGGGCGUGAUCCGGGCACUUAGGGCAGGAUGAACGCUGCUUUCCAAGAUGGCGACGGAGGGAGGAGGGAAGGAGAUGAACGAGAUUAAGACCCAAUUCACCACCCGGGAAGGUCUGUACAAGCUGCUGCCGCACUCGGAGUACAGCCGGCCCAACCGGGUGCCCUUCAAUUCGCAGGGCUCUAACCCUGUCCGCGUCUCCUUCGUAAACCUCAACGACCAGUCUGGCAACGGCGACCGCCUCUGCUUCAAUGUGGGCCGGGAGCUCUACUUCUAUAUCUACAAGGGGGUCCGCAAGGUGUCGUCAGGCCUCUGUAGGGAGGCCUCACUGAUUUGUGCUGUACCGCAGCCUCCCCAACAGUGUGUCCCCGGACUUCUGCAUUUGAUAUGAUAGGUGGUGCAUGCACACGAUUCAAAGUUCACGUGGCACGCAGUGAAAAGUCUCUCAUACCCUGUCCCUUCGCCACCUCGUCCCCAGUCUCAGAAGUAACCAGUGUUAAGUUCAUGUGUGUAUUUCCAGAGACAGCCUGUGGUUCCACAUGUAAAAUCACAGGCAUAUUCCUCCCUCCUUUAAAGAAAAAUGUAACUUUUAGCAUCUGUAGCUUUUGGUACCUUCUUUCUGUUUUGUUUGUUUUAUAAAAUGUAUUUUGGAGAUUAUUCUUUGUCAGCAUGUAAAGCUGUUUAUUUGUGAACAGCUGCACAGUAUCCCGUUGUAUGACUGUAUUGUAGUUCCUUCUUUGAUGAACACUGAAGUUGUUUCCAGUCUUUAGCUGUUACAAACUGUGCUGCAGUAAAUAUUGAUAACGUUAUAUAUAUGUCAUUUGCCAUGUUGCUAGUAUUUGAGGAAUAAAUUCCUGUGAGUGGAAUUGCUGGAUCAAAGGAAUGAGUGUUUGUACUUUUUGCGGACGCAGCUUAUCUUCCACGGGUUAUGCCAGUUCAGGCCCCUGGCACAGGGCGCUGUUACUUGGCCGUUGCCGGCGUGACAGGUGAAAAGUGGUAUAAGUGUCAGCAUGUGUGUAAGUCGUUUGUAUUUUCUGUGAGUUGUCCAUGUCCUGUGCCCAUUUUUCUACUAGGAUUUUGGUCUUUCUUUUGUUAAAAGUUGACUUGUAGGAGCUUUCUUUUAUGUAAAAUUGGCCUUUAAUUUGUGAUCUCAGUUGCAAACAUUUGGUUCCAUCGGCCAGUUGUUUUCUGAUUUUGCUCAUGGUGGUUUUUCCUAGGUAAAAAUUUUAUCUUUUAUAGGAAAAACAUACUCAUCUUUUCCUUUCUGGUUAUGGGUUUGGGGUCAUACUUAGCCCUUAUAAUUUUAUUUUUUAAAAGCAUCAUGAUGUCUUCUUAUACUUCUGAGGUUUCAUUAUUUAUAUUUGCUAUCUCUUUGGUACUGCUCAAGUUUUUUCUGGAAUAAGAUAUGAGAUGGAGUUUCAACCCCUUUUAUUUAUUUUAAAAUCUUAGAAUUUUUAGAACUUCUUAUAUCUUACUUGAGAAAAAUCUGUCAGCAGUUUUCUGCUGAACUCUAAAUGGAUCAUGUGUAAUUUUUCAUUAUAAGUUGUAGUUAUUAUUUUUAGCCAUACCACGCAACCUGGUUCCCUUACCAGGGAUUGAACCCGGGCCCUCAGCUGUGAAAGCACGGAGUCCCAAUUGCUGGACCUCCAGGGAAUUCCCAAGUUGUAGUUAUCUUUGUCUUACUAAUGUGGACCUAAAACAAUGAUUGAGAUUCAGUCUAUUGGUGAGCAUUGUUUUGAGAUAAAUUUUGUAGAAUUUUCAAUUGGUAAGUAAAGAUUAAGAUUAGUAAUAAUAGAUGUAAUGAUAGCUAAUUAAUAUUAUGUACUACACCUUAGGAACAUGUUUAGUAAAUGACUUAAAACUAAAGAAAUAAGAGAUUUUAUCCCCUCAUUUGAGUGAAUCAUGUUUGAGGUCUCUUCGUUCUCUUGAUUAAUGCCCGGCUCUGCCAAGUUAAUAAAUAAGAGUUUACUGGGGCUUGAUUCUUGUAUCUCGUAGACUGCCUUUAUGGACUGUCAUCGUGCAGAAUGACAGUCCUGAAGAUCCUGGCUGUAGUGCCAGAGGAGGCUUUGGGAUUACCCGCACGGGCUCAGUGAUGGCCUUCGGACUUUUGCUGUCUUCUGUUUGCUACUUAGCCUGGCCUGUUGUUGCGUCUCUGCGGGCAGGUGGCAUUUUCACCAUGUGGUUAACUUUCUCAAAUUUUGUAAUGGCUCGCUUUACUAAACUGUCAAAAAAUCCAAGCUGGGCCUAGUAAAAAAGUUAGCCUGCCCAUGGCCUCUUCAAACUCUUUUGCUUGGUUCUCACAGUGAGACACGUAACCGGCCAAGCUGGCCCCUUGUUGCCCCGCGCACCCUUGUUUGGUCUGUUGCCGUCUCCAUCUUUGCUCAGGUGCCCUCCCACACCUUUCUGCUCAGCCAUGCCAUUGCCUAAAUGUUCGACUUCUCACAAUCUCCAAAACUGUUGGGUUCCUGUUCCCUCCCUCCUCCCUUACAUAGAGGUUCUCCUGGAUGUGGUCCUCAAGCAGCAGCAGCAACUCCUCAGAACUGGUGAAAAUGUAGGUUUCCAAGCCCCCAUCUUGACCAGCUGAAACAGGAACUCCAGGGGUGUGGCCCAGCAUGGUGUUCAGCUCACUGGGUUUUAUCUGCCUGCUCUUCUGUCCAUGGAAUUCUCCAGGCCAGGGUACUGAAGUGGGUAGCCAUUCCCUUCUCCAGGGGAUCUUCCCAACCCAGGUCUCCUGCAUGGCAGGCAGAUUCUUGACCAUCUGAGCCACCAGGGAAGCCCCCAAUACUCAUGUGCUGAAGUUUGAGAACCACUGCUUUAUGGGAUCUAAUUCAGAGCUCUCCUCGUAGUAAACAGUCCCUAAACGCUUAUUGGCCAUUUAAUUUAUGGAUUAUAUUAAUAGCCAUUGAUUAAUGUGUCUGUCAUCUACUCAGUGCUGGGCACUAAACGAGGUGCUUUCACACACAUUGUCUCAUUCUCACAAACACUUUGCAUAGUAGGGAGUGGUGUUUCCCACUUGGUGUGUAGAUGAGGAUGGGGAGGCUCGGAGGAAGCAGUAACUUGCCAGGGCGGCGCAUGGCUGUGAGAGGCAGCGGGAGGCCUCAGUGGGCCCGUCAGAUGCUACGCCGAUCCCAGGGUCCUUCCUGGCGCGUGACACUGCCUUUCGGAUGAACCUUGUUCCCAAAGAGUGCCUGCGAGUCCGUGGCUGUCCUGCGGUCAUAUAGCAAGUGGCUGUAGUCCCCACCUUUCUGGACCUCCCCCUCACAUUCUUAACCCCAUCUACUAAGUGACAACCUUCCAGCUUUUUUUUUUUUAAGGUAGAAACAGACUGUUUUCUUAAUACUCAUUUACUUACCGUAUAUCAGAGAGUUGGGAGGUAAAGGAGACGUUGAGAUCAUAGUCUGGCCUCUGCAUAUUUGCAUAUCUAGCCAUUACAUUAUGUGUGCUGUUUUUCUCUCAGAAAUCAACUUGUUUUUUGUUGCAGUAUAAACUGGUAUAUGUCACAACUCUGGCCCCUGCACUUGCGUUAUUUUUACAACUUAAAAAAAUCAUGCUACAUCGAAUUUAGAAAAAUUUUAAUUGGUCAGAAAAAGUAUUUUUGCUGGCUUUGCCUCAGUCCAGCUGUGCUAGGAAAGUGACGUGAACAAGUGUUAGAUUGCAGGCUGCUGUGACCCCGGGGGACAGCUGCUGUCUCGGGGGAGGGCGCGUUCUUUAGGUCGUCUUCGCUCCCCCUUCCCUCUUAGACCGCCCGUCCCUCUCCCUCUCAAACCCCUGCCCCUCCACGCACGUUUUGGGACAGGCAGUUAAAUAGGAAAAUCCGUUUAUUUUUAAAAUUUUUACACAGAAUUAAGUGCUUAUUUCUUACUCGCACUAUGUAAGUGCUUACUCUCACUAUAGUUCUUGGUUUGAAUGCAUUUAACAAAUGUGAAUUGAUGUUAUUUAUUUAAUAAUGAUAAUAGCUAAUACUUAGGUAGCUCUUUCUGUGGGCACUACUCCAGUCACUUUACAUACUUUAACUCCUUAAUCCCCCAGCGCUGUGUUCUCUGUGACAUGUCACUUUGCAUUUUUGAAAUGGUUCCCUAUUUAGCAUUUGUGUUUUCCUGUUAGGACCUGUGUGGAGGAUGGAAUUGAUGUGUGAAUUUCCAUAGAUUCCGUUCAGUCCAGUCACUCAAUUGUGUCUGACUCUUUGCCACCCCGUGAACCACAGCACACCAGGCCUCCCUGUCCAUCACCAACUCCCAGAGUCCACCCAAACCCAUGUCCAUUGAGUCGGUGAUG
Molecule: messenger RNA, 4308 nt
Organism: Bubalus bubalis (water buffalo)
Lineage: Eukaryota; Metazoa; Chordata; Mammalia; Artiodactyla; Bovidae
Gene: WDR20
Product: WD repeat domain 20
Exons: 3
Coding region: 83-424 (113 amino acids)
Molecular function (GO): protein binding
Source: RefSeq, a predicted model, not a curated record